This is a messenger RNA of Mugil cephalus (flathead mullet), 2717 nucleotides long. It is a transcript of the gene evx1, whose product is annotated as even-skipped homeobox 1. Gene Ontology annotation, biological process: regulation of transcription by RNA polymerase II. Gene Ontology annotation, molecular function: RNA polymerase II cis-regulatory region sequence-specific DNA binding; DNA-binding transcription factor activity, RNA polymerase II-specific. The record is from RefSeq and is a predicted model, not a curated record. Lineage: Eukaryota; Metazoa; Chordata; Actinopteri; Mugiliformes; Mugilidae. Gene Ontology annotation, cellular component: nucleus.
GAGACCGGGGCGGGGGGUAGGAAGACGAUGAAUGGGGGUUCACUAAUUGCACUGCUGGUAUAAAAUAAAUGGUGGUAAAUUUAUUAUUGGUCCUUAUUUAUUUUUCUUUUCUUUUUUUUUUUUGUUGAAUUUGGGAUUCUGGGUGACAGAUAUGUUUUUUUUUCUUUAUUUGUUUGUUUUGUUUUUUAAUUAUAGAUUCGUUAAAUUCGAUUCAAUUAAAUUGUUUUACUUGUGUAGAAGGGCAAAAUUAAAGCACAGUUUAAAAACAGGCAGACUGACAGAUACAAGAGAUGCUCUUAUUGUUUUAAAUGCUGGCCUCUGAAGCCCCCCGCCAUCGCCAUCACCUCCCCCCGCCACCUCUAUCUCAACGCUAGCAUUGCUCCUUCUGUUUACCCACACAUCCAAUCAAUGCGUGUCGUCAUCAGGGGGGACGAUUAUGACGACUGGCCUAUUAAGAAUGACAGCUCUGAAGAAAGAGAGAGAGAGAGGGUAAAUGGUGAUCCCUCCCAGAGCUCCCUCUCAGCACUCUGGAGCGGUCUUCUCUCAGGACAGGACCGGAUUGCAUCCCCUCUUUUCUAGAAGCCUCUCCUACUCCUUAGGAAUCAAUCUCCCACCACCUCCAGCGCCAUCACCGCCACUACACACACCCCUCCAACCUGAGAAUCAACGCCUUGGUUUUGACGGCUUGCACUCUCCUGCGAAGUCGAGCUUUUCCAAGUUGCUUGUGAUGGAAAGCAGAGAGGAGAUGGUGGCGGAAGGUGGCCAGCUUGGCAAGAACGGCACUCAUUUGUCGGAAGGCAUAGGGAGUCCCGUUCGAGAACCGCGGGGGAAACCGGUGCACAGGAGCUGUCUGAGCCCCGGCGCAGCGCCCUACACCCGGGAAAGGACCGAGCUCGUGGUGGAGGAGAGCGCACGGAGGAAUAUGUGCGCCGACAUGAGGCCGGUUGGCACGUCUUCCUCCGGAGAGAGGCACCGAUCUGAUCAUCCCCACAAAGACGGCAGCAGCUCAGACACCGAGUCUGACUUCUAUGAGGAAAUUGAUGUCAGCUGCACGCCUGAAAGCAUGGACUACCCGACAGCUAAAGGUCGAAAUGGGGAUUCUCCGAGUCACCAGAAUGAGACUGGUGUGGACCCGAGUAAGACUAUCCCGGGUCAGGGCUCUCUAUCCUACGCAGCAGACCAGAUUCGCCGGUACCGAACUGCAUUCACCCGGGAGCAGAUCGCACGGCUGGAGAAGGAAUUUUACCGGGAGAACUACGUGUCCAGGCCGAGGAGAUGCGAAUUAGCGGCCGCCUUGAAUCUACCUGAAACCACCAUCAAAGUGUGGUUUCAGAAUCGCAGGAUGAAAGACAAACGCCAGCGUCUGGCCAUGACUUGGCCUCACCCAGCCGACCCGGCCUUCUACACCUACAUGAUGAGCCACGCGGCGGCCACGGGGAACCUGCCUUACCCCUUCCCAUCCCACCUGCCGCUGCCCUACUACUCCCACCUGGGUGUCGGUGCGGGCUCUGCCGCCACCACCACCCCCUUUUCAACCCCCCUGCGCUCUCUCGACAGUUUUCGGAUGCUGUCUCAUCCGUACCAGAGGCCGGAGCUCCUGUGCGCCUUCAGACAUCCUUCCUUGUACCCAGGUCCGACCCACGGCCUGGGCCCUGGGGGAAGUCCUUGUUCCUGCCUGGCUUGCCACUCCAGUCAGUCCAACGGUAUCUCAACCAGGCCUUCCGGCUCGGACUUCGCUUGCUCCCCAACAAGCAGGACAGAUGCUUUUGUCACUUUCACGCCGUCAGUGCUCAGCAAAUCCUCAUCUGUGACAUUAGACCAGAGGGAAGAAGUGCCUCUGACCAGAUAGAAUCCAAACCAAUCAACUAUUAUCUGUACAAGCCUUUAUCAUACGCUUUUAACCUAACGUAUUAUAUGACCAGGACUGAAACAGCAUGAAGAGGUAGUAAGCAAGCAGUGAAAGCCAGCUUAAACUUGGAGGAUAAUAAACCAUAUCUUCAGCUAUAAAACGCACAAUAGACCUUCCCAAACUGAAAUAUAUUAAUUCCAUUGCAGAGCCACGGCAGCAGUGGGUCGAAAUAUAGGCGCAUGGACACGAAACCAGAUUUGAUUUUUAAAAGAUUAUUUUGAUGUGUAUGAGAGAAUGGGGUCCAGAGAAACGUUUAAUUCUCUGUGAUGGAUGAGUUAAGGGUUUUGUCAUUACCUGUCGACUCUUUACGCGUCCAAAUCAGCCUACGUGUAUUGUUAGUUACGCAAGAAUGAUGCUUUCCAUCACUCUUUUUAACAAGGGGAUUUGUUAACAGACUGCGGGCGUCUCAUUAUAACCAACUCUCCACACCGGGGGCCUUACGCCGGUCCAGGCCGAAAUGUGCAGAUGCUAGUAAAAUUAUUAAGUGAUGUAUAUGUACGACCCGGCGAAUUUUGAGUGUUGAAUUAAUGAUAAUACCAGGAAGGGAUCUUUGCUGCCAAAAGGUAACAAGGCGCCAAGGGAACGGAUUACUACAAGCCCGCACGGUUUGACAAGGAGGAGGGGGGGAGAGGAGGAAGGACCCAGAAGAGGAUGGAAAGAGGACAAUCAAAAUGGGGAAAAAGAAUACAGUCGUGGCAUAUGUAUGGCCAUCAAAUACUCAUUUCUUUCCGUUUCCCCCAUACCGAUAUAAGAGACUAUUCUUAAAUCUGAUAAAAUGUGAUUAAAUUAUGCCUAUGGGCUUUUUUUU